GCUGGUUGAACUUUGUUCUGUAUUGAUGAGUAGUUUAGUGAUCAGAGUCCAUGUAGUUUCCAGGAUCAGGCUGAAUCCAGACCAGUGCUGUAAGCUGCUGUUGACUGUGUCAAUGUGUGUGUGCUGUCAAACUUCAGAUGAGCAGGUAGUGAAGCCCGUGGUGAGCGUGUACCCAGCAGCAUCCAGACCCAACCAGGAGGGGAAGAGCUCACUGCUGUGUCUGGCCUCAUCCAUGUUUCCUCCUGUGGUCCAGUUCUCCUGGAAAAGACAGAAGAAGGGCGGCUCUCUGGAGGAGCUGACCUCUGCUCAGGGAGAUCAGCUGGAGCUCAGAGAGUCGGGACGCAGAGCCUCCAUCAGACUGGUGGAUAGAGAUGAUCUGUACAUGUAUAAAUACAUCUGCUCCAUCAAGCAUGAGGGAGGCACAGUGGAGGAUACAUUGGAAGAAAGAGUGGAGGACAGAGUGGAGGCCCAAGCACUACAAGGGGUUCCAGCUCCAGCAGCCUCCUGUCCUCCAGAGAGAGAGCCAGCAGACCUGGCAGCUCUGCAGCAACAUCACUGUAAGAUCACCUGCUGCCUCUCUGCAUGGACAGCUCCAAUGUCCAAUGAGGACACUAGAACAACUUCACACGAUCAAUCUGACACUUGCACUAAUUCAUAUCUGUGUGUGUGUGUGUGUGUCUGUCAGUGCCCUUCCAGUCUCAGUGCAGGGUGAAGCUGCUCUGUCUGCUGUACACAGUGCUGAUAGUGAAGAGUCUGGUGUACUGCUGUGGACUCUCUCUGCUGACGAGCCUCACAAACAGGGGACUGUCCACCAGCUCCACACAUGCUGACUGACUGUUUUCUGCUCCUCUUUUCUCUCCAUCACAUCUCAUCACUUCAUCUCAUUCAUCACUUUCAUCAGUUUUCAGUAAAUGUUGUUGAAAUGUUCUUCUUUGUAAUCUGUAUCUGUUCAUUCACGUGUUGAUUGUCGUCCUGUAAAUAGAAACACAUAUAUUCACAUAGAAAUCUGCUCAUAGAACGUGUCAAUUCUCGAGUCGUCUAGUUUAUUUCCACUUUUAACUGGGACUUGUAUCAUAAUGAAAAUGAAGCUGAAUCAUCAUCAGUUUCCAGCUGUUUCUUCUGCUCUUGUGUUUCUUUCUAAUAAAUGCAGACUCCACCAGGCUGCUCUUUAGUUUCACUGGAACACACUCAAUAAACACGAGAAACCGACACAA
Molecule: messenger RNA, 1214 nt
Organism: Mugil cephalus (flathead mullet)
Lineage: Eukaryota; Metazoa; Chordata; Actinopteri; Mugiliformes; Mugilidae
Exons: 2
Coding region: 26-712 (228 amino acids)
Source: RefSeq, a predicted model, not a curated record